CGUUUAGAAUACUAAAAUACACUGGACGCUUGAGGAACCCUCCGUAAAACUCCGCUCACGACCCCUACGCUUGACUCUCCUUCUCAGUCGCUGGUCUUUAUGUGACUACGGUCAAGGUUAGAUAAGAUAGCCAAAGCAAGUGAAGCUUGGUUUGAGUUUCACCAAUCUCAGCCCCGAGUUAAAGAGGAGGUAUCUUCUUUCACCAUGGAAGAGGAGAUACAGAGUAAACCCUUCCCAUUUGACGAGAACGUUGUAUUUCGCGAGUCAUCAUUCUUCAAGAAACCAAACGCACCGCUGUCUCUUCCAACGCCGACAGAAGUGAAAGAAGUGGCGAGUCGCUCAGAAAACCCUAGAGCUAAGCUCGUGACUCGGCCUCCGCCGGUAACGUUUCCCAAUCUAGGACUAUUAGUGAAAUACGGGACGGAGGUAGCACUUGCUGAGGGGCAAUGCCUCCUAUUCAUCCGUAACACUCUUUCCGACGUCGUACCUGUUCCGGAAGUGUAUGGGUGGUGCAAGGACGACGAUCAAGUGUUCAUUUAUAUGGAGCUGGUAGACGGCACGACGUUAGAAAAGAGCUGGGACACUAUGAUUGAAGGAGAAAAGACGUCCGUUUGUCAGCAAUUGCAUGACAUGGUCCAUGCAUUGCGCCGUGUUAAGCAGGACUCUUCAUUCAUUGGUCAUGUUGGCAAGCAACCGCUGUUAGACAUCAUUUUUACAAAUAGCAACUCUCCAACUGCAGGCCCAUUCGAGAGCGUCUCUAUCUUCCACGACUGGUUCACGACCGCAUAUGGUCCAACCCAGGAUGUCCAAGAUGCAUCCCCACAUCCAUAUCGCUCCUUUCUCUCCGACAAUGUUCCCAUCGUUUUCACGCAUGCUGAUUUACACCGAAGUAACAUCAUUCUGUCCUCUGGUCCCAAUCCUCGGAUCAUUGCAAUCAUCGAUUGGCAUCAAUCUGGAUGGUAUCCGGAUUAUUGGGAGUAUUGCAAAGCUCGUUGGACCUCGCGGAUUGGAGAAGAAUGGGAAUCGAAAUAUUUGCCUCUAGUACUGGACCGUCGAGAAUUCUAUGACUAUUGGGACUAUUUCGUUCUAGCUCGUGGGGUCUAAGAGGUCUCCUAGGAUUUCCGGUAGUCUAGAAGACAAAAUUGAUUUCGAAGGAUGUUUAGAGUUAAAGUCAUGAGACUGUAUACAAAAUAUACAGCGCAAAUUGGUACAAGAUCUCUCAGUUAUCACAACAUAUAGCCCCAAUUAGUUUCAGGCCCCCCUUAGUUUCGGGGAGCAUUGUCGACCACCUGAAGAGCUCUUUCGGCCAUGACCCCAUUCUGUACGAGUGCAGUCACCACAACUCGGAGCCAUGUCUGACAGUUUUGAAUAUCGACCCUCUGUCUUGAUCCCUG
Pseudovirgaria hyperparasitica is the source of this 1394-nucleotide messenger RNA. RefSeq names its product kinase-like protein. The record is from RefSeq and is a predicted model, not a curated record. Bases 205 to 1104 code for a protein of 299 amino acids. Lineage: Eukaryota; Fungi; Ascomycota; Dothideomycetes; Acrospermales; Acrospermaceae. The transcript has 2 exons.